AUGCGCUUGAUAAGUCCGGUGGUUAGUGUACUGACGAUUUUACAUUUUGCCUAUGUGAAUGGUAAAAUUUCCGAGCAUUUUGAGUCGGUAGCAACCUCCUCGCAACUGAAUGUUUUCGAUGAGGAUGGUACGUGUCCACCUUGCUUCAACUGCAUGCUUCCCAUUUUUAAAUGCAAGCAGUUUUCAGAAUGCAAUUCAUACACUGGACGAUGUGAGUGUUUAGACGGUUUUGGUGGCGAUGAUUGCUCUUUGCCGUUAUGCGGGGCUCUGCCUGAUGGUAACGACAAUAGACCAACUCGAGAUAAUGAUACAGAAAAAUGCGAGUGCAAAUCUGGUUGGGGAGGUAUCAAUUGUAAUAUUUGCCAGGAAGAUUCAGUCUGCGAUGCAUUCAUGCCUGAAGGGUUACAGGGUACUUGUUACAAAAAUGGUAUGAUCAUUAACAAGUUUCAUCAGGGUUGUGAUGUCACCAACAAGAAAAUUCUUCAGAUACUUAACGGGAAGAAACCGCAAGUAACUUUUUCCUGCAAUAGAACAGCUGAAGUUUGUGACUUUCAAUUCUGGAUCGACGAGGUCGAAAGUUUUUAUUGUGGUUUGUCAGAUUGUAAUUUCGAAUAUGACCUUCAAAAAAAUGCUUCUCAUUAUACCUGCGAUAAGGUUCAGUGCGAGUGUGUACCUGAUAGAAUGUUAUGUGGCCAAAAGGGUUCCAUUGAUAUAUCUGACUUUUUGACGGAGACUAUAAAGGGGCCAGGUGACUUUAGCUGUGACUUGCAAUCCAGAAAGUGUAAGUUCAGUGAACCUAGUAUGAAUGACUUAAUAUUGACUGUUUUUGGAGACCCCUAUAUUACUUUGAAGUGUGAAGCAGGUGAAUGUAUUCAUUACAGCCAAAUCCCAGGCUAUGAAACCCCUUCAAAGGGAAAACUGACAAAUAUACAAAUCCUCCUCUUAACUAUAACUUCUGCUGCUGUAGUAGGACUGUCAGGUGUUGCAAUCUUCUUUGUAUCCAAAAGUCCCUUCUUUAGCGGAGGAGGUAUCGUUGCUUUAGAUGAUGAGGAUUUCGAUGAUUUCGAUUUUCUUAAAUCGACCUGGAAAACCGUCUUAACGUUUGAGAAUAUUAACUACAAAAUUUCUGGAUCUGGUAGAAGUACUAGGCAAGUCCUUACAAAUAUAAGCGGGUCGGUGAAGUCUGGGGAGAUUAUGGCCAUUAUGGGGGGUUCGGGAGCAGGAAAAACUACUUUGUUAGAUAUAUUAGCUAUGAAAGGCAAAGCAGGUCGCGUUUCAGGCUCUAUCAGAGUUAACGGGGUUGAAAUCACAAAACAGAACUACUCUAGAAUAAUUGGAUUUGUUGACCAAGAAGACUUUCUAUUACCUACCCUAACGGUUUAUGAGACGGUCUUGAACAGUGCUCUACUAAGAUUACCACGUAAUAUAAGUUUUGCAGCCAAACAGAAGCGUGUUUUUCAAGUUCUAGAUGAGCUUCGUAUUCUAAACAUUAAGGACCACGUCAUUGGAAAUGAUUUCGAGAGAGGAAUAAGUGGGGGUGAGAAACGCAGAGUAUCAAUUGCAUGUGAACUUGUAACUUCGCCAUCUAUUUUGUUUUUGGAUGAGCCGACUUCUGGAUUGGACUCAAAUAAUGCGAACAAUGUUAUAGAGUGUUUGGUUCGUCUUGCCAAUCAUUAUAAUAGGACAUUGGUUUUGUCCAUCCAUCAACCACGGUCUAAUAUUUUUAAAUCCUUUGAUAAAUUAGUGCUUUUAAGCGAUGGAGAAAUGGUUUACUCUGGCGAAGCACUUAAAGUCAGCGAGUUUCUUCGGAAUAGUGGUUACGCGUGUCCCUCUGAUUAUAACAUUGCAGAUUACUUGAUUGAUAUUACGUUCGAGCCAAAAAAAUAUCAGACAAGAGUAUCGGGGUCCACAAAUGAUCUAGAAGCUAAUCUACUGCCCUCCAUAGACGAUCACGAUUCUCACAAUGUCCAUGUUGUGGAUCCUAACAGAGAUUCAGUUGCUACUGUGACACAAAACGAAUGGGAACAUUACGCAGUGCAUAGAGACGAGUUUAGAACUUUACUAAAUGCUGAGGAAUCGCAAGAAAGAGGUUAUGGAUCUGCCAGUUCCAAGGUUUUGCAUUCUCUGUUCAGAGACAGUCCGUAUUUUUCAGAACUUCUUCAGGACAUAGAGUAUGUCAAGUCUUCAGAACAUCAAGGGAGUUUCAUAACAAAGUCGAGUUCAGCAGCUUCAUUUAUCCAGCAGUUAUUCAUCUUAUCGUCAAGAACAUUCAAGAACAUUUACAGAAAUCCAAAAUUGCUGCUAGGUAAUUACAUAUUAACUGUGAUGCUAGGAUUAUUUUUGGGGAUGCUCUAUUAUGAUGUUCAAAACGACAUUAGUGGUUUCCAAAAUAGGCUCGGCCUCUUCUUCUUCAUUUUAACGUAUUUUGGAUUUCUGACGUUUACAGGGUUAAGUUCAUUUUCGCUUGAAAGGCUUAUUUUCGUGAAAGAGCGCUCAAAUAAUUAUUACUCACCAAUGGCUUACUAUAUUAGUAAGAUUUUGAGCGACGUUAUUCCUCUACGUGUUGUACCUCCUAUUCUCUUGGCAUUAGUAGUAUAUCCAACUGUGGGUCUGAACAUGGAGGAGAAUGCUUUCUUCAAGUUCGUGGCAAUUUUGAUUCUAUUCAACUUGGGCAUCUCACUGGAAAUACUAACUGUUGGUAUUAUUUUUGAAGACUUGAAUAAUUCCAUCGUCAUAAGUGUUCUCAUUUUACUGGCAUCCCUGUUAUUCAGUGGACUCUUCAUUAACACAAGAGAUAUUACUAACGUGGCAUUUAAGUAUCUGAAGAAUUUAUCAAUCUUCUACUAUGCUUACGAAUCGUUGAUAAUAAAUGAAGUCAAGUCUUUGAUCCUGAAAGAAAAGAAAUACGGUCUUAACAUCGAAAUUCCAGGUGCAACUAUAUUGAGUACUUUUGGUUUCAUUGUCCAAAACUUUGUGUUUGAUAUCAAGAUGCUCAUGGUCUUCAUCUUCGUAUUCUUAUCUUUGGGAUACCUAGCGUUAAAGGUGAUAGUUGUUGAGCAAAAAUGA
Molecule: messenger RNA, 3066 nt
Organism: Lachancea fermentati
Lineage: Eukaryota; Fungi; Ascomycota; Saccharomycetes; Saccharomycetales; Saccharomycetaceae
Source: the annotation of a GenBank genome assembly